AUGUCGCCGGGUUCGAGGGCCUCCAUCAUGCCCGACGACGCGAGCGGGCACCACCUUCUCACGAUCCACAGGUACUAUCGCACCAAGGGCAUCCCCACCGGACAGUGCGCCAGGUCCCUCCCUUUUAUCAUCGGCGGCUAUCGCUGGUGCAUCGACUACUACCCCAACGGCGUGUGCCGCGAGGUUGCGGAUUACAUAUCCCUCUGCCUGGUGCUUGACGAAGAUGUCGUGGCGCCGGUGAUGGCCCAACACGGCAUGCGCCUGGCCGGCUCGCCGGCAGAGGAGGAGCGAGCGGUGCCGCAGGUGUCGACCCAAGCGGAAAGAUUUCUUUCGUGGACUGCCUUGUCAUUCACGAUGUUCAUCAGAAGGCAGGAGCUGGAGAGCUCCAAGUAUCUCAGGAACGAUUUGUUCACCAUCCGUUGCGACAUUACCAUCCUCAACUAUAUCCGCGGGGUGCCGCCCUUUAUCCCGGAGCCCCCGUGCGACCUGCGUCAGGAGUUCGCCAAGCUCCUCGAGACCGAGAUGGGCGCCGAUGUGGUGUUCGAGGUCGGCGGCGAGACCGUGGCGGCCCACCGGUGCGUGCUCGCGGUUCGUUCGGCGGUCUUUGCGGCCGAGCUCUUCGGGCCAUUGAAGGAGGGCAAUGCUGCCACCACCGGGGUCGUCGUGCGCGUGGACGACAUGGAGGCGGAAGUGUUCAAGGCGCUGCUUCGUUACGUGUACACCGGCAAGUUGCCGGAGAUGUGCAAGGAAGACGAAGACGUCACCUGUCAGCAUCUGCUCGUGGCAGCGGAUAGGUAUGGCAUAGGGCGGCUGAAGUUGAUCUGCGAGGCAAGGCUGUGCCAUUACAUAAAUGUGGACUCCUUGGCGAUCAUCUUGGCGCUAGCCGAGCAGCACCAUUGUCAGGGGCUGAAGAAGGCGUGCUUUUACUUUCUCGCCGCUCCCGGGAAUCUGACGGCCGUCAUGGCCACCGACGGCUUCCAGCAUUUGGCAACAAGCUGCCCUUCUAUUAUGCUUGAGAUCAUGGCGUUCUUGGCGCAUUAGUUGAGUGACAAGCUAUGGUUUCUAGACUUAUGAUCAGGUAGCUCCGUAGCUGUCUUAGUAUGUCGCUGCAUCUAUCCUAGUUAUGAUCGAGAUGCAAAAUUGCCCCAUUGUGCCUCUGUCUUGUCAGUUCAUCGCAUCUCUGCAACUGGGAAUUAACCUCCAAGUAUAUUGGAAUCGAAGGGCAUAAAAUGCUCAGGUUUGUUGGGCAAUGGUAGCCAU
Aegilops tauschii subsp. strangulata is the source of this 1260-nucleotide messenger RNA. Its product is annotated as BTB/POZ and MATH domain-containing protein 2-like. Lineage: Eukaryota; Viridiplantae; Streptophyta; Magnoliopsida; Poales; Poaceae. Gene Ontology annotation, molecular function: protein binding. The record is from RefSeq and is a predicted model, not a curated record. Gene Ontology annotation, biological process: protein ubiquitination.